AUGGGCUCUAUCCUGUACGAACACCUUGAUGAUAAUGAUCAACCGAGGCCACUCGCAGAACUGACCAACCCGAACCAGGACGAUGUAGUUGAACAGGAGAUCUUCAAGCCCAAGGAUGGCGAGCAGCACAUCAUCAACUACAAGCAGACUUUCCUCUCUCCGCCAGGUAUGGCGGACCAGAAACCCUGGUCUGACAUGGACAAGGCUCUUAGGCAGCAAGUGGACGGAAUCAUGGUGCUCAAGAUGACGUUCACGGCUGGGGAUCUGGCGCUGUUUCCACGGUUGAAGGUAAUCUGCCGCAUGGGCGUAGGCUACGACCUCCUCGACCGAGAGGCCUUGGCGAGCCGCGGCGUGGUCGUAUGCAACAUCCCAGACUACGGCACCGAAGAGAUCGCCGACCACGCCAUCGCGCUCGCACUCUCCCUCCGCCGCGGCAUCAUCGACCACCACGAGAAGCAACGCCACAACCCCCCGGCCCCCUGGCUCUACAUCGACUCCCCCCUCGUCCGCCGCCUGCGCGACAGCACCUUCGGCAUCUUGGGCUUCGGCCGCAUCGGCAUGGCCGCCGCCGUGCGCGCCAAAGCCUUCGGCUUCAAAGUCCUCUUCUACGACCCCUACGUGGCCAACGGCGUCGAGAAAUCCAUGGGCGUCGAGCGCACGCGCGACAUCACCGAUCUGUUUGCGCGCAGCACCACGCUGAGCGUGCACUGCCCGAGCACGCGCGAGACGAGGAUGAUGGUGGGGUACGACCUGUUGCGACUGAUGCCCAAGGGCUCGACAUUCGUGAAUACGGCAAGGGGAGAUAUCGUGGAUCUCGACGGGUUGGAGAGGGCGAUGCGUGAGGAUAUCAUCAGCGGCGCGGGAUUGGAUGUCGUGCCGCUGGAGCCGAUUCCGGACGAUAACGUGCACUCGCUGAUUCGGGCGUAUCGGAGGAAGGAGGAAUGGCUGGAGGGUCGGCUGGUGAUAACGCCGCACACGGCGUUUUAUAGUCCGGAGGCGUAUGAUGAAAUCAGAGUCAAGAGCGCCGAAUGUAUGCGGCGGGUGCUGAUUGGUGGGGUACGGGGGUUGAGUGGGAAUGAGAUAACACCGGAUAUGGAGUGA
Messenger RNA from Cyphellophora europaea CBS 101466, 1101 nucleotides. RefSeq lists its product as uncharacterized. The record is from RefSeq and is a predicted model, not a curated record. The transcript is spliced from 3 exons. Lineage: Eukaryota; Fungi; Ascomycota; Eurotiomycetes; Chaetothyriales; Cyphellophoraceae. The coding region runs from base 1 to 1101 and encodes 366 amino acids. Gene Ontology annotation, molecular function: transcription corepressor activity; oxidoreductase activity, acting on the CH-OH group of donors, NAD or NADP as acceptor; NAD binding.